Messenger RNA from Telopea speciosissima, 2763 nucleotides. RefSeq names its product protein fluG. The transcript has 19 exons. The record is from RefSeq and is a predicted model, not a curated record. The coding region runs from base 67 to 2607 and encodes 846 amino acids. Gene Ontology annotation, molecular function: glutamine synthetase activity; hydrolase activity. Lineage: Eukaryota; Viridiplantae; Streptophyta; Magnoliopsida; Proteales; Proteaceae.
GUUUGAUUUGUUUUGAUUUGAUUUUCUGUGUUUCGUGUUGUAGUAUUUGAGAUUGGCUGAGGAGUGAUGGAAGUGGAUAAGUAUGCUGUGCUAAGGGAAGCCGUGGAGAACAUAGAGCUUGUGGACGGCCAUGCCCACAACAUCGUUACUCUCGACUCCUCCUUUCCUUUCAUCCGAUGCUUCACUGAAGCCGACUCUGAUGAUGCCUUGUCCUUUACGCCCCACUGUCUCUCCUUCAAGAGAAGCGUGCGGGAUAUUGCUGAAUUGUAUGGCUGUGAGGCAUCCUUGCAGGGGGUUGAAACACAUCGUAGAUCAUUGGGAUUACAGUCAAUCAGCUCAAAAUGCUUUGGAGCUGCAAAGAUUUCUACCAUACUUAUUGAUGAUGGACUUAAAUUGGACAAAAUGCAUGAGCUAGAAUGGCAUAAAAGUUGUGUGCCAGUUGUUCAUAGAGUAUUAAGGAUUGAGGUUUUGGCUCAGAAGAUUCUUAAUGAAGAGAUACUGGAUGGAUCGGAAUGGACAUUGGAUAUAUUCACUGAAAUCUUUGUGACAAAGUUGAAGUCUCUCGCUGAUAGAGUUGUUGCCUUGAAGAGCAUAGCUGCAUACAGGAGUGGUCUGGAUAUUAAUCCAAAUGUUGACAAGAAGGAUGCUGAGAAUGGUCUUAUUGAGGUCUUAAGUGCUGGGAAACCUGUUCGCAUCCAGAAUAAGAACUUUAUUGACUAUAUCUUCACUUGUAGUUUGGAAGUUGCUUUGUGCUUUAACUUGCCAAUUCAGAUUCACACUGGUUUUGGAGAUAAGGAUUUGGAUUUGAGGCUUGCAAAUCCUCUUUAUCUACGGGCCGUUCUAGAGGACACUAGAUUUUUGAAGUGCCGUAUUAUUCUUCUACAUGCAUCCUUUCCAUUUUCAAGGGAAGCAUCAUACCUAGCCUCUGUUUACCCCCAGGUCUACCUUGAUUUCGGACUUGCAGUGCCAAAGCUUAGUGUCUAUGGGAUGAUAUCUUCAGUGAAAGAGCUUUUAGAACUAUCUCCAAUAAAGAAGGUGAUGUUCAGCACUGAUGGCUAUGCCUUUCCUGAAACUUUCUACCUAGGUGCAAAAAGAGCACGUGAAGUUGUUCUAUCUGUUUUAUGUGAUGCAUGUGAUGAGGGUGAUCUUACAAUUCCCGAAGCUUUGGAGGCAGCUGACGACAUAUUUAAGCAAAAUGCAAUUCAGCUGUACAAUAUUAGUGGAACUAUCAAGACUUCUGAUUAUGAGAAUGCUGUGUCCCAUGACUUUGCAACAAAAGAGGCUAACACCGUAAAGGCGGAUACUGUAUUUGUUCGGAUUAUUUUUGUUGACGCCUCUGGACAACACCGAUGUCGUGUGGUUCCGGCAAAGCGCUUCCAUGAUAUUGUCAAGAAAAAUGGUAUAGGUUUAACUUUUGCAUCCAUGGGGAUGACCUCACAUUCUGAUGGGCCUGCUGAUGGAACAAAUCUAACUGGAGUGGGUGAAAUCAGACUGAUGCCGGAUCUAUCAACCAAGUGGAGAAUUCCAUGGUCACAACAAGAAGAAAUGGUUUUGGCUGACAUGCAUCUUAAACCUGGCAAAGCAUGGGACUAUUGUCCAAGAGAAGCAUUACGAAGGGUGACAAAAGUGUUGAAAGAUGAAUUUAAUUUGGAAAUGAAUGCUGGUUUCGAAAAUGAGUUUUAUCUCUUAAGGAACAUUUCAAGUGAAGGGAAAGAAGAAUGGAUACCAUUUGAUUCAACCCCCUAUUGCUCCACGUCAGCAUUUGAUGCUGCAUCCCCUAUAUUACAGGAAAUUUACUCUGCUCUCCAAUCCUUGAAUGUUCCAGUGGAACAGAUUCAUGCAGAAGCAGGUAAUGGUCAGUUUGAAAUAGCACUGGGACACACAGUUUGUACUCUUGCUGCUGACAACUUGAUUUUCACCCAUGAAGUUAUUAGGGCUAUUGCAAGAAAACAUGGGUUAUUGGCAACUUUUGUGCCAAAGUACUCAUUGGAGGAUUUAGGCUCUGGAUCCCACGUGCAUUUAAGUCUGUGGGAAAAUGGAAAGAAUGUAUUUAUGGCAUCCAGUGAAUCAUCUAGACAUGGAAUUUCCAAGAUCGGAGAGGAGUUCAUGGCUGGAGUUCUUAAUCAUCUUCCUUCAAUCCUAGCAUUUGCAGCUCCACUUCCAAAUAGUUAUGAUCGUAUUCAACCAAAUACAUGGACUGGGGCAUACCGUUGCUGGGGAAAGGAAAAUAGAGAAGCUCCAUUGAGGACAGCAUGCCCACCUGGAAUAACGGAUGGAUUCGUAAGCAAUUUUGAGAUUAAAUCCUUUGACGGGUGUGCAAACCCAUACUUGGGCUUGGCUUCAGUAGUCGCUGCUGGGAUUGAUGGCCUUCGGAGGCAUCUUUGCUUACCUGAACCCGUUGAAACAAACCCUUCCAGCCUCCAUGGAGAACUUGAAAGAUUGCCACAGGAACUUUCUGAAUCUGUUGAAGCUCUUGAGAAAGAUGAGAUUUUAAAGGAUCUGAUCAAUGAAAAGCUUCUGACAGCUGUAAUUGGUGUUCGCAAGGCAGAGGUUAACUACUAUUCCAAAAACAAGGAUGCUUUCAAGCAACUUAUACACCGCUACUAGUGAGCUGACAAGGUUUCAAACAGGGGGUGCUUGCGGUUAUACUGAUUUGAACAGCCAAGGGUAUGGGUAUCAAACAGCAGCAUUAAGUGAAGCUAUGUUUAAUAAGGGGUCGACAUGCGGAGCAUGUUAUGAGAUCAAGUGUGUGAACGAUCCCCA